GAGGCUUCCGAAGCCAUGGAGACAAGUGUGGUUCCCAAAACCAAUGGGGUGGAUUCAGAAUCAAAGCAAAAGAUAGAGCUGGAUGAGAAUGGUACAUAUAGUUAUGAGCAACUGAAAGCCGUACCUGGUAAUGCUGUAACUGGAAUUAAUCUCAAACGCAAAGAGGCUUAUUUGUCAGAUAAGGAGUUCCAGACAGUUCUCGGCAUGGAAAAAGAAGCAUUCUAUAGUUUACCAAAAUGGAAGCAAGACCUGAAGAAAAAGAAAGUUGAUUUAUUCUAAGAAUUUUACGAAUUCCGACCGAAUUAUGUGCUUCAUCUGCAUUCUGACCAGCAAUCCUCAAGUCUGUCGGAAAAUGUGUCGUUGAUGAUAUGCGAUUCCUUGAUUUCUAUGCCUUAGCAUCCAAGAUUUGAUCAUAUGAUGUUUAAAAGAGUGAUAUUUUUUGGGGUUUUCUUUUUCCUACCAUCUCAUAGUGACAGUGGGUAUUGCAAUGGUCACAUAUAGGAAGGAGUUAAGGACAGCUUUGGCAUGGCAGGCCAGCCUUCUAUGAUUUGGUUGCCAUGUAUCUCCAUAACCUGUUUGUUUUGAAAACUCUCAUUUAUUUAAUUUUCCAUUGUUUUAAUUUGUUAAAGAAGGUGAUGUAUAUGAUU
Hibiscus syriacus is the source of this 647-nucleotide messenger RNA. RefSeq names its product villin-2-like. Gene Ontology annotation, biological process: cytoskeleton organization. The record is from RefSeq and is a predicted model, not a curated record. Bases 16 to 279 code for a protein of 87 amino acids. Gene Ontology annotation, molecular function: actin binding. Lineage: Eukaryota; Viridiplantae; Streptophyta; Magnoliopsida; Malvales; Malvaceae. The transcript has 2 exons.